Messenger RNA from Gekko japonicus, 2780 nucleotides. It is a transcript of the gene MAP7, whose product is annotated as microtubule associated protein 7. The transcript is spliced from 17 exons. NCBI's taxonomy places the organism in Eukaryota, Metazoa, Chordata, Lepidosauria, Squamata, Gekkonidae. Gene Ontology annotation, cellular component: microtubule cytoskeleton. Gene Ontology annotation, biological process: microtubule cytoskeleton organization. The annotation marks the transcript as partial. The record is from RefSeq and is a predicted model, not a curated record.
UAUCUGAAAGUUCUAAAGCGCAAGACAAAAAAUCUGCUUCAUCCAACCGUCCUUCCUCUGCUGCUGUUGAGCAGAACACUAGCAAUACUGGAGCUAAGCCAGACUGUGCACCAGUACUGAAAGUUGAUGAGAGACAGCGACUUGCACGAGAACGCAGAGAGGAACGGGAAAAAUUUUUAGCGGCAAGAGAAGUUGCAUGGUUGGAAAAAGAAGAGAGAGCAAGGCAAUAUUACGAAAAGCAUCUAGAAGAGCGCAAAAAGAAAUUAGAAGAGCAGAGGUUAAAAGAAGAGAGAAGACGAGCUGCAGUUGAGGAGAAACGAAAACAGAGAAUAGAAGAGGACAAGGAGCGACAUGAAGCUGUGGUGCGACGCACAAUCGAGAGGAGCCAGAAACUGAAGCAGAGGCAAAAUAGGUGGUCCUGGGGAGGUACACUUCAUAGCAACAGCAGCAUUAAUAACACAGAUCCAGACAGGCGGUCUGUUUCAACAAUGAACCUUUCGAAACAUGUUGAUCCAGUCAUUAACAAGCGGCUCUCUUCCUCAUCUGCAACAUUACUAAAUUCUCCAGACAGAGCUCGACGGCUGCAGCUCAGUCCCUGGGAGAACAGCAUCGUGAGCAGACUUCUGACGCCAACACAUUCCUUCUUGGCCAGGAGUAAAAGCGCAGCAACCUUGGCAGGAGAUGCAGCAUCAUGCAGCCCCAUCAGCCCUCUGUCCUUCAAGGCUAUAAGCUGUCGAAAUCCAGCAGACAGAGCAAAACUUUUUGGUGCAACGCUUGAUGUCGGACAUAGGAGGACUACACAGUCAGCAGGGGCAAACAGAAAAGGAAAGGAAAGGGGCCUCUCAUUGUCUAAUCCCUCUGGCAAAAAAAGAGCUCGUUCACCAUCUACUUUUAGAAGUAAAUCAUCUGCUUGGCAUGCCUCCAGGUCUUUGCCUUUUUUGCCUGGAACACCCAAAAAACUAACCACAACACCUGGAUCAUCAAGAAUCUCCUCUGCUCAGCAACGGCCUCCUUCUCCUGGCAACAUUCGACCUGUCAAACAUGAGAAAAAAAAGGAAAAUGCGAAAAAAGGAAAAAAUCAGGAAUCUGGGAAGGCAGUUGAAGAAGAGACAGGCAAGGGGAAGGCAAUCUCAAAUCCCAGAGAGACUGCAAAUGUUGAAGAACCUAGUAAACCAGAGACCAUACACAGUGCUAUCUCAGUUCUAUCCCUUCCUGCUUCAGCUGCCUCGCCGUCUCCUCCCGGCAGCAAGCCUUCUGCAGGGACAACAGACCCAGAAGAAGCAGCCAGAGUGCUUGCUGAAAAAAGGAAACUGGCCCGGGAACAGCGAGAACGGGAAGAGCAAGAAAGAAAGGAGAGGGAAGCAACUGAAAGGCAAAAGAAGGAGGAGCUGGCACAGAGGAUAGCUGAAGAGCGAGCUCGUCGAGAGGAAGAGGCUGAUAAGCAGGAGGCAGAGCAGAAGCGAAGAGAGGCAGAACUGGAGCAGGAGAAAGAGGCAGCGCUGCGCUGUCUGGCUGAAGAAAAAGAACAGAAAGAGAGGGAGGAAAUGGAACGGCUUCAGAAGCAGAAAGAAGAAGAAGCUCGAUUACGAGAAGAACGGAUCCGGUUAGAGCGUGAAAAGCAUUUCCAAAGAGAAGAACAAGAGCGUUUAGAAAGGAAGAAGCGUCUUGAAGAGAUUAUGAAAAGAACUAGACGAACAGAAGCUACAGAGAAGAAGUCAAAUGAACAGCAAAAUGGGGAGAUAAAAGAUGCAGUGACCAGCCCUACAUCUCCCUUAAGCCCUGUGAUCGACUCUCAGGUUCAGUGUGUGCCAGAAUCUCCACGCAAUGGGGAAAUGGUAACCCACACCCAUGUGCUCAUUUCACAUCAGCCCACAGCAAAUGUAGACAGUAAUCUCAACCCAGGAAAACAUGCAAAUGAAAAUGGAGUGUCUAUGCAGAAUGCAAACUUUGAAGAGAUCAUCAGUUUACCUAUGGGAACGAAACCAUCGAGAUUGGAUGCCCUGAACAAUGCUGAGAAAGAUGGCUCUGAAAUCCCAUUGACUCCAAUUUUGGCCUUUGAAGAUAAGGGGACACUUGGGCCAAUGCCUCAGGUAGAUAACGUUCAAACGCAUCAGACAGCAGAAGUUAUCUGAUUUCUGCUUUUGAAUUACCAAAGGCGAAGUGAGCACCUCUGCAGCCAGUGGAAUUCCUUCCAUGCUAUGAAGGAGUGUUGUGUUUUUUGCACUCUCGAGUUUUCUAAAGACUACUUAGACAACUGGACAACAUUUUUUAAGGACCGUAGUAAAACCAGCAGCAGAAGAAUUUAUUGGGAAUAGACCUGGAUUACCUUUCUAUCACAUAGAUUUCACCACUAGAAAAAUCAUGUUCCAUGUGCAUAAAUUGCUUUUUUCCCAGCACGCUCCUUUGGUUAGCAAAAUGGAUAUUUUCUGUUUUCUUGAAGACACACGGGAUUCUAACAGGCUGAUCAGGUUAAUGGACCUGUUGUCUUUCUGCUUUGUUUUUCUGUUUUGAGGAUGGGCGUUUUGGUUUUAAAAGGUACAAUGUAAAAUCAGCAAGGAAUCUUUUACAUUUUACUGAUUAAAUACUUGAAAAGUAAACACCUCAUUGCUCUAGAAGUAGGGUUACUGGGGUGUUUUUAUUUAAACCAGCUGGUUUAAAUAUUAUUGCAGAGAACUCUUUAUUAUGGGGGCAAAAUAUAGGCUUCUGUAUCAGGUUCUUGUAAAUGUAACUCCUUCAUGGACAUUCUGUAUAUUUAGGCUUCACUACUGUUGUCUUGCAUU